AAUCUCGCGAAAAGAAGAAAACUCCGUGUGUUACGCGAACGCGGGUGUGAUUCGUGUUGGUUAGAAGUCCAUUUCGUGGAGAAAAGCAGGAAAAUUUCUUCGCUUUUCGACCUCUCUCUCGUUCGGAAGUAACGUGCUAGUGCCACCGUGAAGCCCGGGUCCGGAAUCGUUGAGAUGGAGAUCAGUAAAACUACCAUCGGGAUUGCAGCCGGCGUUGCCGGAACGCUGUUCCUGGGCUACUGCAUCUACUUCGAUCACAAGCGCCGCAAAGAUCCGGACUUCAAAAAGAAGCUGCGAGAGAGGAGGAAAGCGAAGAAGGCUGCCUCGGCUGCUGGAGGGCCACGGACGACGAUGCCCAACAUGGCAGACCAUGAAGAAGUGCAAAGAUUUUUCCUCCAGGAAAUUCAGAUGGGCGAGGCCCUCAUCUCUUCCGGUGACAUCGAGAACGGUGUCGAGCAUCUGGCCAACGCAGUGAUCGUCUGCGGCCAACCGGCACAGCUUCUCCAAGUCCUCCAACAAACCUUGCCAGCCCAAGUGUUCACACUACUGAUCAAUCGUAUGCGGCAGUACGGCGGCGGACAGGGCGGAGGCGACAGCGAGAGGGCCAGAUUGCAAGAAAUGAACGACGAUCUGGAAUAGCUUGGAAUGUUAGAGAAUUCAUAAUAGUAGCAACAGACGGAGACUGGAGAUACCAAAUACAAACAGAGAAAUCCUAGAGUGCAGCUUCGUCUGCGGUUAUCGCCCACGCAGUUUGAUGUAUCGAAUCACACAAUAAUUAUAGAAAGAAGUAAACUAAAUCCUACAUAUGUUACAAGAAGCUUCUCGAAAGAAAGACACUGUUCAGCUGUCCGUGAUUUAUUUUCUGCACCGCGUUCAAGUUUUCUGGCAUGACAAGCGGAAUCACUAUUCCGUAAUCCACAUUGUUCGAAUGUUAACCCAUACACGAUUGUCGUGAUCGCUGAUUCUCUAUGCGUUCAAUUGUCCUUCUGUGUUGAUUUCGGGUUUGCGACGGCAAAUACCGCAAAAUUGAUAGCUAGUUAAACGUGAAACCUUAUCAAUCUACUAAUAUAAAAACGGAGUUUACUGUUAAUUCGAAUAUGCUCUGUCGAACUGCUGUCGAGUGUUCGGUACUGAAGUUCUGUAAAAAUAGAAAGUAGAUCAUAUUGCACGGCGUUGAGAAAAAAAAACCGGAAAAGCCUAUUGUUGAAUUAUGUUAAAGAAAACUUGGAUUGGUGAAUAAAAAGCUUUUAAAUAAAUUA
Molecule: messenger RNA, 1259 nt
Organism: Armigeres subalbatus
Lineage: Eukaryota; Metazoa; Arthropoda; Insecta; Diptera; Culicidae
Product: mitochondrial import receptor subunit TOM20 homolog
Exons: 3
Coding region: 175-639 (154 amino acids)
Biological process (GO): intracellular protein transport; protein import into mitochondrial matrix; tRNA import into mitochondrion
Cellular component (GO): mitochondrial outer membrane translocase complex; mitochondrial outer membrane
Molecular function (GO): transmembrane protein transporter activity
Source: RefSeq, a predicted model, not a curated record